Molecule: messenger RNA, 833 nt
Organism: Lipotes vexillifer (Yangtze River dolphin)
Lineage: Eukaryota; Metazoa; Chordata; Mammalia; Artiodactyla; Lipotidae
Gene: ATP6V1G2
Product: ATPase H+ transporting V1 subunit G2
Exons: 3
Coding region: 313-669 (118 amino acids)
Biological process (GO): synaptic vesicle lumen acidification
Cellular component (GO): vacuolar proton-transporting V-type ATPase complex; synaptic vesicle membrane; vacuolar proton-transporting V-type ATPase, V1 domain
Molecular function (GO): proton-transporting ATPase activity, rotational mechanism; ATP hydrolysis activity
Source: RefSeq, a predicted model, not a curated record
CCUGCUGUGAAGUUAGCAGGCAGCUUUGGACCUGGUCUUUGCUGCCCCCAGGCGGUCCUUCUGGGUACUGCCAUAGUGAGAGGUGGGAGAGGAGGACCAGCCAUCAAUGGCAGGAUCAGUUUGGGGGAGACACCCGGUGCAGGAGGCUGAGCGAAAAGGGGAGCACUAAGACCCAGGGGUAGUGGAAGGCUGCAGCAAACAGCUGGAGGAGGAGGAGGAGGAGGAGGAGGAGGCGGUGUGGGGGGAGGGGAAAAGGGGGAGCCAUCUGGAACCUUGGUAGCUUCCGAAACGGCAUCGGUCGUGACGACAGAAAUGGCCAGUCAAUCCCAGGGUAUCCAGCAGCUCCUGCAAGCCGAGAAGCGGGCGGCUGAGAAGGUGGCAGAUGCCAGAAAGAGGAAGGCCCGGCGUCUGAAGCAGGCAAAGGAGGAGGCACAGAUGGAAGUGGAGCAAUACCGCAGAGAGAGAGAGCAGGAAUUCCAGAGCAAGCAGCAGGCAGCCAUGGGCUCCCAAGGGAAUCUGUCAGCUGAGGUGGAGCAGGCUACAAGGCGCCAGGUGCAGGGCAUGCAGAGCUCCCAGCAGAGAAGCCGCGAACGUGUCCUGGCCCAGCUUCUUGGCAUGGUCUGUGACGUCAGGCCCCAGGUCCACCCCAACUACCGGAUUGCUGCCUAGGACCCACCCUAGGGCCUGACUCCUCCUGCUAGUUCCCUCCUGCAAAGAAAUCCCCGAGUCAAAAUCAACUCCCACCAUAAUCCUUUCUCUCCCUUGCAUUCCCUAGAAAUUCUAGGAAGCAGGAUCCAAUAAUUCUCCUGUGAAAUUUAUAAAUAUCCUGCUCA